Messenger RNA from Gekko japonicus, 1427 nucleotides. RefSeq names its product HSPB (heat shock 27kDa) associated protein 1 (gene HSPBAP1). Gene Ontology annotation, molecular function: 2-oxoglutarate-dependent dioxygenase activity. NCBI's taxonomy places the organism in Eukaryota, Metazoa, Chordata, Lepidosauria, Squamata, Gekkonidae. The coding region runs from base 39 to 1388 and encodes 449 amino acids. The transcript is spliced from 7 exons. The record is from RefSeq and is a predicted model, not a curated record.
UCAAGCCUUUUACUCCAGUAGAAGCCAAAGAAAUUGUGAUGUCUCUGAAGGAACCUGCAGUAUUCUACAACAUGGCUUUUGAUUGGCCAGCACUUCACUGGAAUGCUACUUACCUUGCCAAGCUGUUGGCUGGAAAAAGAAUUCGUUUUAGGGUAGGGAUGAAGGACAUGGGCACAGCUCCUCUGUUUGAAACCGAGUGCAGUUAUGUGGAAGGUACGCUUGAAGAGUUUCUGGCCUGGAGUUUAAGAGAGCCUUCUUGCUCUUCUGGACCGUUCAGUGGUUAUGAGCCAUGUAAAUACUGGGCCUAUGCUGACUAUAAGUAUAUUGCUACACUAUUUGAAGACAAUCCAGAACAAUUCAAGGAUGUGAAAUGGUCUGACUUUGGAUUUCCUGGAAGAGAUGGAAAGGAGAGUACUCUGUGGGUUGGCACAUCGGGAGCAAACACGCCUUGCCAUUUGGAUUCCUAUGGGUGCAACUUAGUGCUGCAAGUGCAAGGAAGGAAAAGGUGGCAUCUGUACCCACCUGAAGAUUCCAAUUUUCUUUAUCCUACCAGAAUUCCAUAUGAAGAAUCCAGCGUGUUCAGCAAAGUCAAUGUAGUCAAUCCUGAUCUGAAACGCUUUCCGCAGUUUAAGAAAGCACAAACCCAUAUGGUUACAGUUAAUCCUGGUCAGAUCCUGUUUGUUCCCAGGCACUGGUGGCAUUAUGUAGAAUCCAUUGACCCCAUCACUGAUGCAGAUCAUGAGGCUCGUGUAGAAGAGGCAAUAACUCGGACACUGAUAUGUGCAGUACAAUCUGCAGACGACCUCAGCACUUCAGAUUCCUGGCUGAACCCCACAGAGACUGAAGUAACAUCCCACAAAACCAAUCUUCAAUACUUAAAUGCAGCUGUAUCUGGAUGUCUAGAACAUCAGAAGAGAAAUAAGACUGAACACAUAGUUCCUGGAACUCAUAAUACUGAAGGGACUUUUGAAGACUCACAUAAAAGAAGAAAAGUCCAAGUGAAUGCGGACAGUGACUUCAAACUGAUGCCCUGUGAAUCUAAUCUUCCAACCAUCAAAACAAAAAAGCCAGAAAAAAUCCUUUUUGGACAGAAUCUUUUAAAGAUUUUGCCUCAGUCUCAGCAAACAAACCCAACAGGAACCACUGAAAGUUACUUCAAAGACUUUCUCAGUGAAAAUGAAGGACACUUGGGGAAACUAUACCAUGCAGGGACAACAUCUGUAAUGAAUAACGACUCUGUAGCAUUUGUUGAUCAGAAAGUUCCAGGCAGUAGCGCGAGCUCCAUACAAGCAGGCAUUGGUACAAAUGAUUUGCUAGAUUGUGUACUAAAUCCACAAGUCAUUGGUUUAGUGGCUCAGCUUUUGUUGGAGAGAGCAAGGCAUGUUUAGAGUCAGCCUACUUGUCAUUCUGAAAAUAAAGAUCUAAUG